Messenger RNA from Chara braunii, 2829 nucleotides. Lineage: Eukaryota; Viridiplantae; Streptophyta; Charophyceae; Charales; Characeae. The record is from the annotation of a GenBank genome assembly.
CUGGCCCACAGUAGCCAACCUCUCUCUCUCUCUCUCUCUCUCUCUCUCUCUCUCUCUCUUGUGGAACCAUUUUGUUAGCGAUGUCGACUCACGACCUUAUGUGCUGUGCAAAUAUUUAGAUGGAACCCGCAAUUGCAACAGCCGCCAAUGCUGGAGAUACCAACGUCAUGGAAACAGAAGCCAUUCUAGGUGGUCUUUCCCCUGCAAGUGAGGUCAACGAAACCACAGUUCAUCAGCAGACCAGCGGCGGGGGCACAACCAGUGUUGCAUGUGAAGAGGUGUUCGCAACAAUUCAUAUGGAAAAUGAGCAGAUGCUUGCUGACGUGGAUGACAAUGAUAGCGGCGCACGAGGGAACAGUGUUGAGAUAGAGAAGGUGGGUGGAGAGAGAAACGAGGAAGAUGUUGGCAGCGAGGGUCCUCACAGUGGAUGCAUUGUCACAGAUGCAAAUGUGACAAAGACAAUGGCAGAAGAUACAUACCCGUACGAUGUGAAUUGGGUGCCAGGUCGUGUUCAACCAGGUAUCGUUGGAGGUGUGCAUUGCUUUGCUUUCAAGGUUGCUGAUCAGUGGGUUGCUGUUCCUGCCCCAAAGAAAGGAACAUGGCAUAACGUAUGUCUGUCAUUUAUCUAUGACAGAGUGUUGAGGUUGAAUGAUGGGGCAACGACCGACGAUGCUUGCCAUUACGCAUUGGAGAUGUAUCGUGUUCUAGAGGCAAAGGGUGAGUUGCUGCUCAACGAUUUCUUAUAUGACAACUUCGAUUGCGGACAGCUGUGGGUGUUGGGUGGCCAGCAACGCAGGGGGGGGACGCCAGUCAGCCAGGAUGAUGCAAGAAGGGAUCCUCGAUGGGGUUGGGUGCCAUCUGAAAUCCCAUUUGGAUAUGGCCGUGUUAAGAUGCAAGUGCGUGAUAUCAUGGGCAAUAUGUGGAGCGCGCAUUACGUGAACGACAUGUUUUCCUUCCGUCAUUUCGACAGAGAAACGACUGCAAACGAAAAGGUGGCGGUGACAUGCCAGCCACGCGAUGCACGCAUCUUCGACCCGCCACUUGGCAAUCCUGUCGAGUUGGCCCUCGCUGAAGGGACGGUGUUUAGUGGUGAGAAAUGCAUUACAUACGUCCACGUAAGGGGGAAAAAAACCACAUUUGAUGGCAUCUGUAUGGACGUACGAGACCAUGUGGCAAUGCGGAAGGAUGUGGUUGCAGCCAGUAACAUUGCGGCCCAUGUGAUUCAAGAAGGGCAGUUGUACCAUCAUGUGGCCCGUGACAUGUACGGAUACCAUGUCAAUUGGGUACCUGGUUCUUUGCAUCCAGCAGUUGUUGAUGGCAAAGUGACAGUGGCAGCAAGAAUGCAAUCUGCGGCGCAGGCGAGGGCAACUCUUCAAGAGGUGAUGCAAUACGCGGAGGAGGGCAUCCACUACGAUGACGACGGGGAGCUUSRACUACUYACGRAGAGAKUGYCGAGUUACUUCGAUGUCAGAGUGAACAUUCGURCAAGCAUCGYUGCGAACGGAGAGGAGUCGCUCAGAGCACGGAUGCUAUUGGCACGGUUCACUGAGGCGCAUGAUUUGCGUGUAGACAACAGUGCUGAUACCAGUGCAUACAAUUUGAGAAAAGUGGUUGGUUGGAUGUGCACAGAAGGGAUGUCCGAUGAAGGCGACGUGAAUAUGAAAAAGCAGCAGAAGGGGGGAACAUACAUGCCAACCGAUUUCAAGCAGACGGUGAUGAUACAGACAAAGAAAUGGGGAAUGCUUGUUGAAGAUUCUAAGGACGAGAUAAAGAGCGAGCAAGCACUGGCGGGCAAGGACCUCAUUAACUACAGGGUUCGGAGUGUGGACGAGGAUGUCGUAUGUGGUACUCCAUUGUGGGAUGGAAUAUUUAUGGCAGCUUUGCAUCGCCUCAGCAUUGCGACUUUUGAGGUGGACAGAAAUAAGUCAAGGGAAGAAGGAUGGAAGUUGGUGGUCAGGGAAACAGAUAUUGCGCUUCAUGCAGCAGAUGGACACACUUCAGCAGGGGAAGAAAUUGUGAGAACAGUCUCCAUCGUGCGUUCUCCAAUAAACAUAAUGUCCACGCAGGAGGUAGAAGAAGAAGAUGUGUUCAAUUACUGGACAAUGACAGAACAACAACGGGAACGAGAGUUCGAAGACUCUUCUUUACCGAUCGAUUUCGAAUAUGACAUUGAAGAAACAAGAGUGAGGAACAAUGAAAAAGAUGCGAGGGCGCCUAACUAUGAGGUGGAAGUGAGUAGCAGCGAUGUGAGCAGCUACGAGGAGGGUGAGGAAUAUGAUGCCUACUGGGAUAUGGAAGCUGGGGGGCACAAGCGUCAAAAGGGUGGGCACAUGCGAUUCUUAGUCACGGAGGACAAUGAUGGGCAGAAACGACCUGUUGCGAUCGUCAUGGAUUCCUUUCAACAGAGCGGCCGACAGGAAUGGAAAGCGUUGCGCAUAUUUUUGUGGUAUGAAUACCUCAACGAGGCAAACAAAGCAGGGGUGUUGACUCCCGAGAACGUGGACACGUCGUGGGAGGAAGACAAACAAGAAGACUCCGACGAAGAAAUGUCAGAAGAAGUAGAACAUGAGAGAAUGCAAGAACGAGGAGAAGGUGACGACAGUGACGCUGACCAUGAUGUCGAUGCAGAGGAGAGCAAUCCGGAGGGAGAUAACACCGGCGACAACACGGACAGAUCCGAGGAGGGCGAAGAGGAAGAGGAAGGCAACAGUGAAGACGAAGAAAGAGAGAUUACAUCUGCUGAAAAACAGUGCAAAAUGUGGAACUGAAGAAAAAAAGGCAGGCGCACUAGAGACUUCAUCGAAUGACAAACAAAUUGUGUAGAGGGAG